Caenorhabditis remanei is the source of this 759-nucleotide messenger RNA. RefSeq lists its product as uncharacterized. The record is from RefSeq and is a predicted model, not a curated record. Gene Ontology annotation, molecular function: DNA-binding transcription factor activity, RNA polymerase II-specific; RNA polymerase II cis-regulatory region sequence-specific DNA binding. The transcript is spliced from 3 exons. Lineage: Eukaryota; Metazoa; Nematoda; Chromadorea; Rhabditida; Rhabditidae. The coding region runs from base 1 to 759 and encodes 252 amino acids. Gene Ontology annotation, biological process: regulation of transcription by RNA polymerase II. Gene Ontology annotation, cellular component: nucleus.
AUGGACAUUCACAGAGCACUCACCGCCCUUUUCUCGAAUCAGGCGGCGGUUCAACCGUUGCUCGGCUCACUUGGUUUCCCAUUCAGCCACCAUCAUACCGAUUCGACAGGAUCCAACAUACUGUCGACCGCGUUGGCAGCGGCGGCCGCGGCACAAUCCGUGGCCGCCGCCUCAAAAAAGUUGGAUUCCCCGUUGGGAAUUGUGCCGUUCGAUUCGGCAGGACUGCCAACGUCCACAAUGUUGACGCCGACUAAGAAGAUAAAGUUGGAGGAUGAUAUCAUGUGUAGUAGCCCCGUUUCGAGCAGAUCCAGCACUGUAAGUAGCUCACAUUUCUCAAGCCCACAACGGUCGCCAUCGCGGAAGGCUUCUUGUCCAAUUCCAGAGGAAAAGAAGGACUCCGCCUACUUCGAACGUCGCCGUAAAAACAACGACGCUGCGAAACGUUCCCGUGAUGCACGUCGUCAAAAAGAGGAGGCGAUAGCGUCGAAAGCUCAGAGACUCGAACAAGAGAAUAUGGCACUCCGUGGUCAAAUACAGCUACUCCAGCAAGAGUCCACCAAACUUCGAUUCCUUCUCUUCUCCAAACCGUCACCAACGAAUUCGGAGACAUCGUGCGCUGAUUCUACAGUAUCUCACGAUUCACACGAUUCUCAUGACUCCCACGAUUCCCAAGAUACCCACGAUUCCCAUGAUUCUCACGAUUGUGAGAAUAAUCAUGAAGAAAGUCCUUCAAAAAAUGAUACUACUAUCGAAAUUUAG